AUCACUCACGUUCUUGAUGCCAUCACUUUCAACGGGAAUGCGGUGAUACUGAGAACGUCCGACACUCUGAAUAUACGACAAAUAUUAAGUAUUAUCUACGUGGAUGAAGCACAGGUUACUGGGCCACUUACCUGUCGAUUUAAAAGGAUGAAUGGACACUUCUUCCCGGCCAGCCUUCAGUCUCAUCCUCAUGUCCACUUCCGUCGUACCUUCAGUGGAUGAUUUCCUGACGGUAGUAUGGAGCAUUCGGGUUCUGAAUGUAACCGCGGUUGCUGCUUUUUGGGUUUAUGAUUUAUUGUUAACAUUCCAACAAGAGGCAACGUUUCUCGCCCAAGCCAACACGAAUCUUGCAAAAUUUCUGUAUAUUGGAGCCCGCUAUAUACCAUUGUUCGUACCUAUUCCUAAUCUCAUCUUUGACAACGUGUCUAGCUUGGGAAAUGCUGACUGUCAGAGUUUAGAUAGUCUUGCAGCAGCCCUCAGCAUGGCGGCAGAAUUCUGCGCAGAAUCCAUUUUCAUACUCCGAACCUGCGCCAUGUGGGGGGUGAAACGCCCUGUACGUUGGGUCAUGUUCGUGAUCAUAGCUUGUAUAGCAGUUGCUGGGAUAAUCAUGUUUAUCUUUGUCCCGAGGCAGGGUGUGUUUGUACCUGAUAUUAUGGAAUGUCAACCACUUCAAGUUGCAAAAAAGCCCCAGUUAUUGGUGGCGUUCCUGGCGCUCUUGAUGUUAGAACUUGUCCUUGUUAUCCUUACCACUACAAGGGCUGCAAAGAAUUUCAGAUCGACACCAACGCCACUCCUUACACUUCUCCUCACGCACCAUUUGUUCUACUAUGGUUGCGGACUUCGUGCGUGAGUUCUACAUCUAUGACAGUACAAUUAACUCUUUCCUUCUAGUCUUCAGCACUAUCAACGUCCUGUGUGUGGCGCUGUUCAAA
Suillus bovinus is the source of this 932-nucleotide messenger RNA. RefSeq lists its product as uncharacterized. The transcript is spliced from 10 exons. The record is from RefSeq and is a predicted model, not a curated record. Bases 191 to 850 code for a protein of 219 amino acids. Lineage: Eukaryota; Fungi; Basidiomycota; Agaricomycetes; Boletales; Suillaceae.